AGUAUAUAACCACAAUAGGUGAAUCAUCUCAAUUGACAUUUUAUGUGAGAUUUGAGAUUCUCGCUGUGGCAAGUAGGAAGAUGAAUGUCUUCUGUGUUGCUGUAUGUGUGAUGAGCCUUGAUGAUGGAGGCAGCAAGAACCUCUGAAAUGUCCAUAAACUUCUACUAGAGUACACAGCACAGCAACCCAUUUUAUUGUGUCGGUAGUUGUGAAUAAUGAAUGCCAUAAAAUGAAAUUUAUUUUAUUAGUCAUGGAAACACCAGACAAAAUCACAUUCAUCCAUUGUAGGACUACAUAUAGUUAAUUUGGCAUGUAGUUUCUUCAUCAGUAAUGUCUGAAUCAGCUACAUAUCACACUAUAAGCAGCUGUUCUUAAGAUUGUCUCAAGGAGGUUAUGAUGGGUUGGACAUACAGCUCACAUAAAAACAAUUGUACAACCUCAACAUCUGUCAGUGAUGUUUAGACACAUAAGUAGACUUAUCUUUCGAGGCUUGCAGCAGAAAAAUCGAGGAUCGCAGUGUUGCAGAUUUGCUACAGUCUCAGAGAUGGCCAAGUUGCAAGUUCAGGAGGUGCAGAUACCGGUGCCAUGGGGACAUGUAGCAGGCAAGUGGUGGGGUGACUGCAGUGUGCAGCCAUUGCUGGGACUGCAUGGCUGGGAAGACAAUGCCAACACGUUUGACACUUUGGCCCCAUUGCUGAGUGUACCAAGCUUCUUGGCUGUUGACUUGAUGGGACAUGGCCUGUCAUCUUUCUUCCCUGCAAUUGGUGCACACCAUUUCAUUGAUGCUGUUAUCUUGCUUAGGCGCAUUGUAGACCACUUCAAGUGGACAAAGUUUUCUGUCGUAGGCCAUUCCUAUGGGAGCACUGUGGCAUUUGUUUACUCGGCACUGUAUCCAGAUGAUGUGGAUGCGUACGUCAGUAUAGACUGUGCGCGUUCCCUGAUGCUGGUUCAGGAGGAGAAUCUGCUGGACAACAUUAGGAAUUGUCUUGACAGAACACUCGCGAUAGAGAAGAGGCUAGCGUCUGACCCCCCAAAAUACACGUACGAGGAGCUGCUCGAGUUGGUGUACGCGGGCAGCAGGAAGUCUCCGACAAGGGAUUCUUGUGGCGUAUUGCUUCAGAGGGGAAUUAAAGAGUCUUCUCAGGGAGAGAGAAUGUAUUUCCUGUCCCGUGAUCCCAGGUUGAAGCCCUGGAUCGGUGCGUUGACUGAAGACUUCAUUCUGGCGUGUGCACCCAGGAUAAAGUGCAGGGUGCUGAACAUCAGGGGUAGUGUGGGUUUUCUGCAUGGUGACAAGCGUGAGGAAGUGUACCUGCGCACGCUGGAUCUGAUGCAGCGGAGCGAGUUUUAUGACGUGGACGGGAGCCACCACCUUCACCUCAACAACCCUGAAAAUGUGGCACCUCUGAUUAAUAAGUUCUUGAGAGGGAGUAAUCUGUGAGGAGGUAAGCGUAGUGUAACAUUAGUGGCGUUAGUGCUGGGAUCAGCGAGAACUCUUGCAAGAGACGCCUCUGCGUCGAGAGACGAGAAGAACACCGCCUUGGGAGUCGAGCCAUUUAUUAACACAGAGAAGCAGUGUACAAGCGUCAAAUGUUGGCAGUCCUGGCAGGGAAUGGGCUGCAGGUCCGAAUAGUCCGAGUCAUCUUUGGGAAUCCGUAAUCUUCCGUUCACUGACUGAAUGUGUUCGCAUCAGUUAUUAUUCUUUUGUCAUAUUUUUAAUUUACUUUCUCUGUAAUAAAGAAGAAGAAGAAUUGCU
This is a messenger RNA of Zootermopsis nevadensis, 1753 nucleotides long. Its product is annotated as putative serine hydrolase. Gene Ontology annotation, cellular component: membrane. Lineage: Eukaryota; Metazoa; Arthropoda; Insecta; Blattodea; Termopsidae. The record is from RefSeq and is a predicted model, not a curated record.